AUGGCGGUCACAGCAAUUUCAGAAACCUCUCAAAUCCACAGAUUCCCUCAAUACAAAUACAUCCACGCCGUCCGUUGGCUUCCGGUUCUCUCCGCAUUCAACCGCUUCGCCGUUCUCGCUUCCUCCGACUCCGAUUCCGACGUCUCUUCCAUCGAAAUCCACUCUUUCAAACCAAACCCUAUUUCCUUCGAUUUACAUUCUUCAUGGGCCUCUCCUUCCCCAAUCUCCUCUCUCAAAGCCUCGCAGUUCCUUCAGAAAUCAGUCAUCGCCGCUUCAACUUCCUCCGGCUCGCUUCACUUCUUGUUCGCCGAUUCCAGCGACGGGAUGCUUGAAUCUGAGGUUUCUGUACCGGAGAACGAGCUUCAUUCGGUGGGGAAGUCUUGUAUUGAUUUGAUCGAUGGUGGCGUUGAGUGUGUUACCGUUGGGGAUGAUGGGAAGGUUAAUUUGGUUACGGUGGGAGAUUCUAAUUUGAAUUAUAGGAGGUUGUUUGAUAGUGAUGGGUUGGUCUCGUAUACGGCGGUGAAAUGGGCUUCGCCGGUGGAGUUUGCUACUGGGGGAUAUGGAUUUGGGCUUCAAUGGUGGGAUCAGAGGAAGCCGGGUGACCCGGUUUCUCAGUUUAAGGGUAAUUGGGAUACAAAAUUGACUUCUGGCAUAGUGCACUCUAUCGAUAUUCAUCCAUCAAGAAAGCAUACUUGCCUGGCUGGUGGCUCCUUAGGUACUGUUUUGGCUUGGGAUCUUAGGUGGCAACAACAACCAAUUAUACUCUCAGGAGCAGGAGCAGGGAAUGGGGCUGGCAACACUGCAGUCCAGUCAAUAUCUGAAAGUGAGGUUUGGGAGAUUCAAUAUGAUCGUUGCAUAAAAUCAAACACUUCAUCAACCCGGAUUUUACCUGCCAUGAUAUGCUCUGAGGAUGGAAUUCUUGGCGUGAUUGAGCAAGGCGAGGAACCUAUUGAACUGCUGGCAGAACCUUGUGCCAUCAAUAGCUUUGAUAUUGAUCGACAUAAUCCAUUGGAUGUGAUAUGCAGUUUAGAGUGGGAAUCAGUAGCCAUAUUGACAAGACAAUAA
This is a messenger RNA of Vicia faba (fava bean), 1065 nucleotides long. The record is from the annotation of a GenBank genome assembly. Lineage: Eukaryota; Viridiplantae; Streptophyta; Magnoliopsida; Fabales; Fabaceae.